AUGGUGUCGAGCCGACUUCGGCUGAUCGCGGUAGCGGUGAUUCUCUCCAUAUUCCUUUUCUACAAUUUCAGCAACAGGUACGACUACAGCUACCCGAAGGCGCAGCCAUGGAACGGUCAAUCCCAGGCUGUGACUGAUGGCAAGCCGAAAGCCAGCGUCGACUACAACGACAGUGAAGUCACAGUUCCCACCCCCACUGGAGCAGGUCGAGGGGCAAUCCGGACACAGGCGGCCGCUCUCGACAGCCAGCAAGAGGAUCUCUCUUCGUCGGCAGAGCUCGAGGCACAAAAACUGUCCGCAUCCGCGUCAUCCUAUUCCAAAGACCAUGCCGACUACAAAACGAGCAGUGCCAACAGCAAAACGAGCAGUACCAACGGCACCGGCUCCAAACCGACGAGUCACAAGUCUCUGGACCCCUCGGACCAGGAUGUAGACUGGUCCCGUUUCGCUUAUACGCAAUAUGUCACUGACACUGACUAUCUGUGCAAUUCUGUCAUGAUAUUCGAGACGCUGCAUCGCCUCGGGAGCAAGGCCGACCGUGUGAUGAUGUACCCGCACUAUAUGCUCGACCCGAAGGCGACCGAGUCGGCUCAUCACGCCGGACGACUCUUGAUCAAGUCGCGCGACGAAUAUCAGGUCAAAUUGAUGCCAAUUGAGAUCCAGCACCGCGAAGGUGCCGACCCUACAUGGGCCGACUCAUUCACCAAGCUCCUUGCCUUCAACCAAACCCAAUAUGAUCGCGUCCUCUCGCUCGACUCGGAUGGAACAAUUCUCCAACCCAUGGACGAACUCUUUUUGCUGCCGCCGUGUCCUGUUGCGAUGCCUCGGGCAUAUUGGUUGCUGGACAAUGACCCCGUGCAAAGGGUUCUUUCGUCGCAGCUUAUGCUCAUCCAGCCAGAUACCGUCGAGUUCGACCGCAUCGUGAAGAAGAUGGACACCGUCACCGACAAUGACUACGAUAUGGAGAUUGUCAACCAGCUGUACUACGACAACGCCCUCAUCCUCCCGCACAGGCCGUACGAUAUGCUGACGGCCGAGUAUCGACGAACCUCACACGCCGACUAUCUCGGCUCAGAACAAGAAAAAUGGGACCCUGUCGCAAUCCUGAACGAGGCCAAGUUUGUGCACUUCUCCGACUGGCCUAUCCCCAAGCCAUGGAUCCCCAUGCCUGAGAUCAUGAGGGAGGAGAGCCAGCCCGACUGUAAGGCUAUUAAUGGCAAGGAGGAUUGCAUCGAGAGAGAGAUCUGGAAUAAAUUCUACACUGACUUUUCUGAAAACCGCCAGCGAGUCUGUCACUCUGAUGCUAAGGCCCCGCACUCAAAGCGACGACAUUGGUUGCGAAUGGAGGGAACUGAUCGCAACAAAUAA
Messenger RNA from Ilyonectria robusta, 1368 nucleotides. Its product is annotated as nucleotide-diphospho-sugar transferase. The coding region runs from base 1 to 1368 and encodes 455 amino acids. Gene Ontology annotation, molecular function: glycosyltransferase activity. The record is from RefSeq and is a predicted model, not a curated record. The transcript is spliced from 3 exons. Lineage: Eukaryota; Fungi; Ascomycota; Sordariomycetes; Hypocreales; Nectriaceae.